Molecule: messenger RNA, 1432 nt
Organism: Lindgomyces ingoldianus
Lineage: Eukaryota; Fungi; Ascomycota; Dothideomycetes; Pleosporales; Lindgomycetaceae
Product: endo-1,5-alpha-L-arabinosidase
Exons: 3
Coding region: 437-1432 (331 amino acids)
Biological process (GO): carbohydrate metabolic process
Molecular function (GO): arabinan endo-1,5-alpha-L-arabinosidase activity
Source: RefSeq, a predicted model, not a curated record
CGCGUUUUGACUCAGAUGACAACUCUCACGGGCGAGUGGUCAAGUCGAAUAACAAUUUAGAGUUGAUAACCCCUCGUAGGGUGCAUGUUGACCUAUCCCAUUUGUUGCCUAGGCGGCGGCUUCGAGCUGUUGGCACUUGGCUUCCAGUGAUCGCCAAGAGGGGAAUACAGGGCGUUUAUGGGUGGUAGUCCGGUAAGGCAAUUCCGGAGAAUGACCGGGCAUAGGGCUGUGUAUGAUACAUCUUUUGAAUCUAGUGGCCGUUGAAGGAGGUUGACUACCACUAUCAAGGACUCGGCACAUGCCGAUUCAAAGAUGUGACACUGACAGGCUCAAGUCAGCCCAUGUAUAAAGGAGCAGAUUUCUCUUUGCGUCUGCUCGCCAUUUGCAUUGCUUGGAGCUCUUCCCAUUGAACUACUGUCGCAUCUCCGAAAUUAAAAUGCAGCUUUUCACAUUGCUUUCGGGUCUUUGCUGCCUAGUAGCUGUCACUGCCUCACCCAUCCAGAAACGAGCAUUCCCUAAUCCUGAGCCUUGUUCUGGAAAUUGUACUUGGAUACAUGAUCCAAGUGUGAUUCAGAAAGAUGGGACAUACUACCGUUUUUCUACAAGUGGCAACAUUGCCAUUGCAACUGCGCCCAGCAUGACCGGUCCGUGGACGUACAAAGGCGCACUGCUGGAGCAUGGCACUUCAAUCUAUGUUGUUGAUGGCCAGGACAUUUGGGCUCCCGAUGUGUUUAAAGUCGACGAGACUUUCUACGCCUACUACGCGGUUAGCAAAAUGGGGAUUCAAACCUCAGAUAUUGGAGUUGCGACCUCGACGACCCUUGAUCCUGGGUCCUGGACGGACCACGGCAGCCUUGGUCUGCCGAAGAGCGCAGAGUACAACCUCAUCGACCCAAAUCUGUUCAAAGAGUCCGAUAACUCCCCAAUUUAUCUCACCUUUGGAUCCUAUUGGAACGAUAUAUUCCAAACGACUCUGAAUGACUCGCCAAUAAAAUUCUCUGGCAUCACGCCGAAGAAUAUUGUUAGUAAUUCGACUAUUAACGCUGCUGUAGCCGAGGGGUCUUAUCAGUUCAAGUGGCAGAAUUACUACUACGUGUUCUACUCGGCCGGUGCAUGCUGCAAUACACCGCCAAAUCUUGCGAAGCCAGGAGAUGAAUAUCGGGUUAUCGUUUGCCGAUCGGAUAGCAUCACGGGACCAUUCGUGGACCAGUCAGGUAAGGAUUGCUUGACUCAAAGUGGUGGAACGCUCGUGCUAGGGAGUCACGACGAUGUAUAUGCGCCUGGCGGACAGGGGGUAAUGUACGACCCAGAUAUGAAAAGUCCAGUUAUUUACUACCAUUAUGUUAAACCCUCGGUUGGCUACAACGCCGAUCAAUUCUUCUUCGGUUUCAACUAUCUAGAUUUUUCCUCUGGAUGGCCGGUUGUUGUCUAG